UAGUAAGAAUGGCAACCUUCGAUAGCCUAGCUUCCAAGAUCGAACAAGCAGUCAAUCGUUGCCUCGAAUCUCAGGAGCAACUUGAAGAUAAUAUCAAAAAAUGCCUGGUACCACUUGCAAAUGCAACCAAGGAAGUUGUUGAUUUAAGGAAGGCAUCUCUUGAACAUGUCUUCAAAAAGUUAUCUGCGAGAAUUUCUACAUAUCCACCUGAUCGUCUCAUACCGGCCGCAUUCAAGCUAUUGAAUCUGGUUUUAGGGUGUCAUGAGGCUGAGGGUUCUUUAUGUGAACAAGCUAUAACUUUGACGAUCUUGGAAGAGUUGAUGGAGACGCAACCUCUGGAGGUCUGCGAAAAACUAUAUAGCUUCUUGGAAAUAAACAAGAAAAGGUUGCUUGUGAAUUUGAUACCAACACAAGGAAAGGGCGUUAACAAAGGAGGUGAAUGUAAUGUUGAUAAUGUUACGCAUUAUAGCGCAACACAGGAUGGAGAUGAAGCUGCAUUUUACAAUACUUUUUGGAGUCUUCAAACUUAUUUUAGCAAUCCACCGAAAUUAUUUAAAGACAAUAAUUUGGAAGUUGUUCUUAAUAAUAUUGGCAUUAUUUUAAACAGAUUUUCUGAUAUUAUUGCUCGUGAGAAACUCAAGACUGCUGAAGAAAAUUUAGGGGGAAGUCGAAAUAAUGAUUUCGAAUUUGGACUUCCGUCUCCUCCAAGCGAUGAUGGACGCGGAAAGAAAAGAAAAUUUAUGGAAACUGAUGAGGAUGAGUCAAUAACGUUUUCUAAGGAUUACGUUAAAUAUUUUCCUAAAUAUUUAUCGAGUUUUGCAUUAUUCGAUAAGGAGAUAUCCGAUCCAAAUUUCCGAAGAAUUGUAUUAGUACAAAUUCUUAUUAUAAUGCAGUACCUUACAGGAUUUUUCCCAGAGGAGCAGGCUCGUAUUAACAAAGCGAAAGCACCCCACGAUAAUGCUGCAGUUCAAUUACCCACCUAUACGAUCAUGGAACCACAACAACAUAUGGUCCAAGAAAUAUGGAAUAAAGUCAUUGGACAACUUGAAGAAACAACACUAAAUGGAAAAAAUUUUGUUCGAACAAUACUGCAUAUACUUAACAUGGAAAAACGAUGGAAUUAUUGGAAAUUUGCUGAUAAUUGCUCUUUUGGUUCAGAUAAAGAAAUUAAAGAUAAAGCAGAAAGAGCGCGUGAAGAUUUUGCCGAAGCUUUGAAGAGAAAGGCUAAGAUGAAUAAACCUAAGGAACCUUUCGAAAGUAAAAUAACCAAGCUUUCGGAAUUUUGGACGAGAAAUGAUGAUGAUGAUGAAUUCAUGGCAGAUGCUUCCCGUAAAAUAAUACCACCGGAUUUUGAUUCUGUGUACGAACAAAUAAAGAAAGAUGGUUAUCCGCCAGAAUUAGGGUUUACCUUUGAUCCAUCAGAUACUGUGGAAGAGAAGGAACUAAAAGAAAAAUGCUGGGUAAACAAAUGGUUUGCUUUAAGAACUGCUAGACAUCAUUAUUUGCUUCAUUUUAACAAACCGGUCAAAAAAGAUGCGAAACUUAAAAAUGCAAAAGAAGAUGAAGAAAAGAAAGACGAUGUAGAGGCUUUGAAAAUGUUGAUUGAUGAAAAUCCUACUUGCAGUAGUGGCAUCGUCACGAAAAAAUGA
Cetraspora pellucida is the source of this 1649-nucleotide messenger RNA. The record is from the annotation of a GenBank genome assembly. NCBI's taxonomy places the organism in Eukaryota, Fungi, Glomeromycota, Glomeromycetes, Diversisporales, Gigasporaceae.